AUGCAGCAUAGGCAUUGUAAACUGACUAGACAACAGAUUGUUUUAUAUGUCUUGGCCAUGGGCAUCUAUAAUGUUUAUUUCCACAAACUUGCGUCCUUUCCUGGGCCGUUGUUGGCAAGGUCCAGUUUGCUAUGGCGAAUCUAUCAUUCGCAGACUGGUCGCUUUCAUCUUGCUAUCGAGUCACAGCACCGUAAAUACGGCCACGUUUUUCGAGUAUCGCCUAACGAAUUGUCUUUUGCGUCCGUUGAGUCGUGGAAAGCCAUCUACGGACAUCGCGUUGGCGGUGCACCCACUCCCAUCAAGAGUGAAUUCUAUGACGUAUUUGGGGCUGGCUUCAAAUCUUUAUGCAUCGGGAGCGAGCGCGAUCCGCAUGAACAUGGUCGGAUGCGCAAGAUGCUUUCUGCCGCCUUUUCCACCAGGGUUCUUUUGGAGCAAGAAGACAUUAUCACCAAAGCAGUUGACCAAUUCAUUGAUAAACUUGGCACGGAUGGAGUGCAGGUGAACGGUCUCAACAUGACCAAGUGGUACGAAAUGGUUGCUUUUGAUACUGUGGGCGAAAUGGCUUUCGGAGAGUCGUUUCACAGCGUAGAAGCUGGGAAGCCCCAUAGCUGGUCAGAGAUUUUAGUCAGCCAUCUCUACUUCAUCACGCUGAUUGAUAAUCUUCGUCGUUUGCCGUUCGUCGCAGGGCUAGCUAAACUUCUGUUUCCAUCAACACUGGCCGUGCAAAACCAGAAUUCUCAGUACAGUCGUAGAAAGAUUGAACAGCGUCUAGCAAAAAAGUCCAGUAGGAAUGAUUUCCUUUCCACUGUCGUCAAAGGGUACGAGGAAGGGACCAUAGGAAAGGAGGAAAUGACGGCGCACGCCUCCACGUUGACUAUUGCGGGUGCAGAGACUACCGCGACUUUCCUGGCCGCGGUAACAUAUUACCUGCUGCGGAACCCUGUAUGCCUUGCCCAUGUUCAGGAAGAAAUCCGGAGCAGAUUUUCAUCUUAUAAUGAGAUCAACGCUACAGCAGCUAGGCAACUCACCUAUCUGCAGGCUGUCAUCAGCGAAGGACUCAGAAUGUACGCACCUGGCAGCCAAGGCUUCCCUAGAGUGUCCACAGGCAUGAAUGUAGGAGAUGUAUUUGUCCCAGCCGGCGCUGAGGUGUUCACACACGCCUGGACAUUGACCCAUAGUGAGCAGAACUUCACCGAUCCGAACAAGUUCAAGCCCGAACGCUGGAUGGAUCCCAAUUCUACCGACAUAAAAGCAGCUAGCCAGCCGUUCUCUAUGGGAUCAAGAGGAUGUUUAGGCCAAAACUUUGCAUACAUGGAGAUCAACUUGAUUUUAUCCAAGAUGCUAUGGAAGUAUGACAUGGACCUUGUAAACAACAAUUUGGACUGGGAGCGAGAGAGCCGUUUGCAUGUGAUGUGGUGGAAGCCCGCAUUGAUGGUUCGAUUCAAGGAAAGAAGGUCUAACUAA
Bipolaris maydis ATCC 48331 is the source of this 1464-nucleotide messenger RNA. RefSeq names its product cytochrome P450. The record is from RefSeq and is a predicted model, not a curated record. Gene Ontology annotation, molecular function: heme binding; iron ion binding; oxidoreductase activity, acting on paired donors, with incorporation or reduction of molecular oxygen. NCBI's taxonomy places the organism in Eukaryota, Fungi, Ascomycota, Dothideomycetes, Pleosporales, Pleosporaceae.